ACAAAGAAUUGAGUCUUGCUCAUGAAGCAUCGCCACAACGAAGCCAUUAGAAAGUCCUCGGCAGUGGUAAAGUGCGGUUCGUGUUCAUUUCAAUUCGCCAAUCAAAAACGAAACACUAAAUAUUUCUUUUCACGCCGUGAGUAAUUAUCACCGUAAAUACAGCAAUCCACAUCGACAAAUUCACGGAAUUGUAAGGAGCAGUCGGAGCAAGACCAGUCGAUAUCAACCUGAUUCAUCAGCCUGUAAAACCGCGAGUGAGAUAAUUAAUCGAGCCGAGCGAAAAGGAAGAAAUAAGGGAAAAUAAAUAAAUCGUCUUGCCGGUUGUAUUUUCGAAAAGGUGUGCAGUGCCGUUGUGUGCCCAUCGUUGUCCUUCGAUAUCUCGUACAAAAUCUGCAAUAGAUUGUUGCUAAUAAAGAUCAGGAGACGAGCAAGUGUUUCGAGAUAAAUAGGUGUUGGUAACGGAAGGUUAAUUACGACUCGUUCGAGCUGGAGUGGCAACGCUCUAACAACCGCUACGUACAGUGGCGACGCCAUUUUGAGAAUACUGUGGCCAUUUGGAAAGUUGCUGAACGCUACACACCGUGACCCCUGACAGAGUAAAAGGGGGCCAUUUGAGUACUCGAAUAAUAAAAAAAAAGGAAGAAGAAGAAGUAACGAAUCGGCUAUCGAGACGAAUAAAAACCUCGAGUCCCCCUCCCCCAGGAGUGUUACGGUUUUUUUUUUUUAAUCACAUUAAUAAUCAUGAAAUUGGAAAUAAUAUCGGCAGCGGACUUUCUCGUCCAAUUGCUCCGACUACAGGCUGGCCAGCUGUCGGAGCGUCAACUCGAUGAAUUCAAAUCAUCAUUGAGUGAUGUAUUACGUAGACGCUACAGAGAUCACUGGUUUCCAGAUCGUCCAAAUCGUGGAUCUGGUUAUCGUUGUUUACGUAUCAAUGGAAAAAUGGAUCCAGUAAUAGCACUUGCUGGUAGAAAUGUUGGUUUAUUACCAACAGUAUUGCAUACAUUAUUCCCGAGUGAAUUGACAAUGUGGAUUGAUCCAGCUGAGGUGUCGUAUCGCAUCGGUGAGAAUGGUUCCAUAUGUGUUCUCUAUGAGAGAACAGAGCCUGAUCCUGAGGAGAUGACACCCAGGCCAUCGUCAUCGUCAUCAUCUGUUUCGUCAAGUGCUCAUCAUCGAGCUCAGUGUCGUCUCUGUCUGCUGCAUCAUCACCAUCACCAGCCUCACUCGCAGCAGCAGCAGUACGAGAGCUGCAAGGACUCACUCAUAUACGAGCAUACGCAGUUCAAUGAACAAAUAGCUGCAUUCGUAUCGAGUUGAAUUCGCUAAUGGAGAGGACAAAUUCAUCGAAUUAAUUACAAAUUAUGAAAUAUUAUAAACGCCCACAUUGAUCUUCGUGUUUCCUCGUGUUGUUUCGCCAAUCGACCAUUUCAAUUACACUGGAAUGAUACAUGGACCUUUGCUUCAUCAUCUUGGAAGAUUAUCUUUGGAGUUUCGUACUACACUCUUGUUUAUCACGUGAAAUUACUUCAUAUAUCGUUUGCGUCUUUUCUUUUUCUUUCUCUCCAUCAGCGUAUUAUUACUUUAUUGAGUUUACGAGACUUUUAUUUUCGACAAUGGGGGGAUGAGGGAUGGGGAGAAAAACAUGGGGAUCUGUUGCUAUCACCGCCAUGUUGGACGCUCGAUCGUUCGUCAGACCAUCAACUUUCGUACAACAAGUCCGUCCAUCUGACUCCAACCGCCGAUUCUAACGUACGCCAGCAUCAGAGGGGAAAAAAAUGUGAGGAAAAAAGAGAUACUGCGUCACCGGUGGACUCCAACAUUCAAUGGGAAUUAAAUAUGUACUAGCCUCGUGCAAGCUAACUGAUCUCAAUUUUUUUUUUCUAUUAUUAAUCGUUGUAAUUGUAAUUUUAUCGUUUAUUUUCAUUUUUUUUCCCGACAUCUCUUGUCUGAUUAUUUUCUUCAUUUUUAGUUUGUCCGUUUGAGGACUAGUGUGAUGCUAUUUUUCUUUUUAAUGGGAAAAGAAAUGAAGUUGAACGGGAUUUUUUAAUUUCGGAGAAACAAACAACGACGGACAAUCCUUGAUAUCACGGCACAAAACAAUACAUCGAGAUUAAACGCGUCCAGCCCCUGUUUUAUGAUAAUACAGUAACAUCAGCACCGUCAUCAUCUCAAAUCUCUCGAGACCUCGAAAAUACUGAUAAUUUUGUGACCGAGAGAGUUAAAUAUGGAGGAGAGGAGAGAAAAUUUAAUAGUAUGUGUAAAUGUACAUAGACACAUAGCAUUGUAUGUAGAAUUGGAGCGCAGGUACAUGUACGUAUUUGUGAUCUGUUAAUUGUAUAUUACAUCCUUUUUAAAACAGCUGUGAUUUUAUUCGCGAAAUGAAGGGAUUUAAUAGUACGAGAGUGAUGCCUGGGGAAUUUUUCUUUUAAUCAGGACCCAGAGAUUAAAAAGUUUCUUGAUGUUUGAAAAAAAAAAGUUUCUGCUAUCGAGGAACGGAGUUCUCGCAUUUUACAUUAUUAUCUUCAAUCUAGAAAACUUUUUAUUUCGUUAGUCAAGUAGAAAGUGAGAUAAGUCGAAUUUUAAUUUGGUUUGACGUCGGUGGAUCUCAAAAAAUAUUGAUUUUAGGCGGAAGUAUCAAGACCUUUUUUGUUGGAAAUUUAAUUGACUACGAAAAAGUCCUACGAUGUUUCCGUCUUGAAUCUAUGGUUUUGUGGAUAAAUUAUACACGAAAAAUUGUGACUUUAAUUCAUAUCAAUUUGCCACUCCGUUACACUGAGAAGAAAAAAUUACUUUUGCCAAUUAAAUUCACUAAUAACAAUUAAUUUUUACUUAUGUACUUGUGACGCGUAAGCUUAUUUAGCAGGAGUAUUUUUUUUUUGCUGAGUUUUCCCAGGACCAGAAAUUUCUUUUCUAACGAAUACAUUUUUUUUCCAACAUCAAGAAAGUUAAUCUCUCUGAAGUUUUCAUUUAGAAUCCUGUCUGCGAUCGUUUAGGAUUUUUCACACUGAAAUUACAUGAAAGGUACCAUCGACAGUUACUAAUUGACCCAACAAAUGCCACCGAGAUAAUCGUACAAAUGAUAUAUUAUCUUUUAUUUUUUAUUCGCAUUGUUUUUUUUUUCUUUUCUCAGAUCCGAAACGUUUAGGUAGUUUAAGGAUGGAUGAGUGCUGAUCCUUCGUAAACGUGAUAAAGAAACGAAAAGUUGAUGGGAAUGAGUGGAUGCCUUUUGAGGAUGAAUGAAUGUGUGCGAAGAAUGUGCAAAGGGUGAACGAAUGAGUUCGCAGAUUAAAUCGUUACGAUGAGAUGCUUGGGAAUAUUAAACGCGUGAGCAAAAUUAUUUCAAGGUGAUACCAAGGGGACGGAUUUCAAUUAUCGUCGUGUCUGACGCUUUUUGGGGGAAGGCUCUGUGUACGUAGCAAUUAGUGUUAAACACAUCUGUGAUUAUCGUAAACGGUGAAAUGAGUAAAAUGAAUUCAUGUAAGACAAUAUUUGUUGGUAUUGGUUGACAAUUUAUACUGAAUGCGUCCUUCUGAGGGGUUUAUUACCGACCAAAAUAAUUCCUAUUAGAUCAUUCCAACGAGUAUUGAAUCGAUAUCAAAGAAUAUAUUUGCUGUCUUUAUUUUUUUAUUUCAUUUCUUUCAUUGGCUUUCAAUUAAAAUUGUCAAUCGAGGAGCAGAGGGAAGGAGCAACAAUAAGGAAUUAUUACAUACGUACAAUUGUCUUAGUACUUUCAAUUGAUAUUGAAUUCUUGCAUAAUCUCUUUUGAUUUAGUAUUCGGUGGAAUGACCUACCCAUACGUAAAAGAUGUAAAAGGAUGAUUCAUUGUACAUUCGCCCCAUUUUAGUUGUAUUAUUACGUGCCCAUACGAAAUCAUGGCUAAACUGGUACCUCCUGAUGAUUCUUAUUUUAAUUUUCAUUCAUCAAUGUUUCCAUUUCUUCCCCAUACACUUGCAUUCAUUCAGGUUCAGUUUACGCAAUAUUUUAAACUUGUAAAUUGCUGAUAAAUUUAACAGAAAACAAAUCAUAAUUGAAUGCUGAAAUUUUUUACAUUUUAAUAAUUUCUCUCUCAUUUUUGUAUAAAUUCACAAUUACUGUACAGUGAAAAGAAACAACUUUAUAUAUAUAUAUUAUAUUUUAGAUAUAAUCAGAACAGUCUAUGAAACAAAAAUAAUGUUAUCAGCAUUUAAUUGGAAUUUGCGUGCAAAUAAAGCGUCUGCGAUAAUAACUAAUUCCACGUACUCAAUUGUAAUUAAAAUAUAUACACUCUUCAGCAGAACUUGUAAUUAUGCAUAGAGUCCUUCAGGAAGAAUUUGUACAAAAAAAAAUAAUGAGAAAAUGAAAAAAAUAACCGCUGGAGACUUCGUUUCCAGCAAGUCUGUGAUUUUAGCUUGGUUAAUUCAGUAUUUUUUUAAAUAAAAAAGAAAAAAGAAAAUUACAAAAAAAUAUAUGAAAGUGGUAAUUUACAAGAUGGAAAGAAUCGAAACGAAUAUAUAAUCAUGAAUUGCGAACGAAAUGCGAAAGAGUGAGUGAGUGAAAUGAGAGAAUAUACAUUCGAGUGGAUUGUACGAGUGUGAAUUAUAAAUGAACAGUGGAGUAAUGAGGAUAAUGCAGUACUUGACGGGGGAUUUGAAUUUGACGUGGGGAAAUAUUAUGGGAGAGCAGGUGCGUGAAUUUUUUCAAUUGAACAAGGAGCAAGUCGUCGUUACAAUUAAUGUCAAGUAUUGGGGGUUUUCGAAAGGCUAUUUUGAGGCAACACGAAUUUAUUCAGAAGUGAAGAUCGAGAUCUCGAGUCAAUUCUUGAUAAUUUUGGAGUUAUCUCGGUAACUUGAAGCUGCAGGAGAAAAUGCCAGAAGUUUUUUUUUUUAGAAAAUCUCUUUUUCUAUAAAACAUAUCUCUGACAUUUCUUUCUAAAAAUCACUUGUUGCGGAGAUAGCUCUGUUUUUAACAAGAUGUGAGCAAUAAAAUUGUUGGAUAUCACUUGUUUUUUUUAUGUGGAUUUAUUUCGAGAAUGUCUCAUUGUCGAGGUAAUUCUGUAUUUGAAAAAAAGGAUGACUUCUUGUUUCACCACUGAAUGAAAAAAGUCAAAAAUCUCAGUUAUACAAUUGAUGAAUUUUGAAAUAAUGAGCCGUGAUUUAAGAGUUUUCUAAUUUCGUAAUCGGGUAAUCAAUACAUUUUUUGCAUUGUAAUCAAUGAAAUUUCUCCAAUGAUUCAAGUUUAUUUUCCACCGGUUUCAAUUGAAAUGCUCCCACACAAAAUCGUAGGCAGUACUACCUUUCCUUUAGAAUCAGUCUGAGUUGAGAACGAGAUGUAUAAAUAAUAAUGCGAGAGUCUGAAAAAAAAAUCCUCAAUAAUGAAAAUAAUCAAUUUUUCACAAGAUAAAAUGUUGAAAAUCUGUUGUUCGUUCUGUAAGUUGAACAAUUGAUACAUCCGCAGAGAGUUAAACAUUUCCGUUGCAUUUAAAUGAAGUGAGUAUCUUCAGUCCUAUUCGAUAAUGCUGAAAGAGAAAAAUCUAGGCAACCCUAAAAUUUGUUGCACUAGAAAAGGUAUUU
Messenger RNA from Fopius arisanus, 5546 nucleotides. RefSeq names its product protein BTG2. Lineage: Eukaryota; Metazoa; Arthropoda; Insecta; Hymenoptera; Braconidae. Gene Ontology annotation, cellular component: nucleus; cytoplasm. Gene Ontology annotation, biological process: negative regulation of mitotic cell cycle; negative regulation of cell population proliferation. The record is from RefSeq and is a predicted model, not a curated record.